CUUCGUGAUUUUCUCGAUGUUCCUCACGGAUUUGAGACGCAACUCGAUCUCACGAAGGGUAGCCAUAUUCCUGGCACCAGCAGGGGCGGCGCCCAGCACAGGAGGCUGGGCCGCAAGACGACCAAGGGUGCGCCGAGCAAGCAUCUGAGGAGGAAUUCAACGGGUUGGGUAUGACCUGGAAGGACGAGAGCGCUGCAAACCCGACUCUGACGGUGCGAAUCGGGUGAGCGCGGCAACUCCCGAGCACUUCCAGUCGCCGCCUGAAUUUGCAAGCCAUGACUCCGGGGCGUGCUUGCUCAACGUGCUGCACAGCGACCACGCUUGCUUUACUCAAUCUCUGCUAACUACUCACCAUGGCAUCGGAAGAACCUCUGUUUGACCCCUCGCUCAAGAAGCGCAAGAAGAAGACCGUCGCAUUCCACGAGGACCCGCUCGGUGCUGAUGCUGACCCUACUACCCCUGCUCCCGCUACGAUUGACGAUACGACGACCAAUGGCGUCACUGUGGACAUGGGAACCAAGACGCUGCACGAGCAGAUGAAGGAGAGUGGUCUUGAUGGAGUAGCAGAGCCCGCAGAGGAGAAGAAGGAAGACGAUGAUUUCAAAGCAAUGUUUGGAGAUAUCAAGAAGAAGAAAAAGAAGAAGGAUAUUCCUCUCGAUCUCGGAGAGGAAGGCUCAGGAACGUCUACUCCUACUGCUACCGCUCCGGCAGCAGGUGAGGAUCUCGACUUCUCCGAUCUCAAGAAGAAGAAAAAGACAUCAAAGAAGAAGGCUGCAAUCGACAUGGAAGCGUUUGAGAAGGAGUUGAAUGAAUCAAAAGCGAAGGAGGCUGAGGAGGAAGAAGCACCGGACGGCAAACAUCUCGAAGAGCUCGACGAGACUGAGCUUGGAGAAGAUCCGUUCGCUCGGGGUGAAGGCGCUGUUAGCGUCGAAGCUGGCGGCGAGCCUUGGCUUGGUAGUGACCGUGACUAUACAUACCUCGAGGUGAGUAGUAAGAUAUUGGCUUUUCGCGCUACACCGUCUAAUUGGUACCUACAGCUUCUUCAUCGAUUCUACACCCAACUUCAUGCCGCCAACCCCGCUCUCCUUACGUCUACUGGUAAGCGAUACACCAUCGCUCCUCCUUCCGUCAUGCGAGAAGGGAACAAGAAGUCUAUCUUCGCCAACGUCUCCGACAUUUGCAAGCGAAUGCACAGACCGCCAGAGCACGUCAUCCAAUAUAUGUUUGCGGAAAUGGGUACCACCGGUUCCGUCGAUGGUUCAGGGCGACUCGUUAUCAAGGGUCGUUUCCAGCAAAAGCAGAUCGAGCACGUUCUGCGUCGAUACAUCGGUAAGCAUUUUGGUUUACCUCUCUAUUAUCAUUCCACUAAUGGUACUGUAUAGUCGAAUACGUCACUUGCAAGACAUGCAAAUCACCAGAUACACUCCUCACGAAGGAGAAUCGUAUCUUCUUCAUGUCUUGCGAAUCCUGUGGAUCGAGACGUUCGGUCAACCCUAUCAAGACCGGUUUCCAGGCACAGGUCGGAAAGAGAAGCAAAAACAAGGCGACUAAAUAGUUCCAUGUUGGACUUUUGCUUUCGCGUUGUUGUCGUCAUGUAUCCUUUCACUUCACUCAAGAUCAAGAUGUACAUAUACAUAUCUAUAUUCAUAGGCCAUACAAUUUGUAUCGGAGAUCUCUAUAUGUUCACUUGCGUAAAGCUCAUUAUGGCUGGUAAGAUUUGAGAGACGUAGGCGUGAAGAAUGGAUCUUCCCCAAGCUCAGUCUCAUUCAGCUCUUCGAAGUGUGUAAAUGAUACGAUGGCUAUAAAAGGCAAUCGCUUUGGAUCCUAAC
This is a messenger RNA of Somion occarium, 1829 nucleotides long. NCBI's taxonomy places the organism in Eukaryota, Fungi, Basidiomycota, Agaricomycetes, Polyporales, Cerrenaceae. The record is from the annotation of a GenBank genome assembly.